Molecule: messenger RNA, 1645 nt
Organism: Meloidogyne enterolobii
Lineage: Eukaryota; Metazoa; Nematoda; Chromadorea; Rhabditida; Meloidogynidae
Source: the annotation of a GenBank genome assembly
UUUUUCUUUUUGUUUGUUGCAAGUUUUAAUUUUCUUUAAACUCUUUUUAGAUUAUUUUCGUAACAUGCAAAGUGGAAAUUUGCGUUAUCCACCAGUCAGAUUUAUGCGAAUUAUUGAAUCAACACCUAAUUCUUUAAAUCGAACUUCUAGACGUCUUGAAAUAAUGGUUUCUAAGCAGACUACAAGGGUCGCUGCUGUCUCCUCUCGUCUGGAAUGGAGAAUUGAUCAUUUUGAAAAGUUAAUGAAGUUGAUGAAGAAUGGGCAAAAUCUGAUAAGCAAACAGUUCGCUUGUUCAACCUGUCCAUCUGUAAUUUGGGAAUUACAUGUUUAUCCAAAUGGAAAGAGAGAGGAGGAUGUUAAUAAUGUUUCUUUUUUUCUUCGCCAAGUGGGCCUUCAACGUGGGGAAGAUCCUGUAAUGACCGAAUUUCAAAUUUAUGCUUUGGAUGCUAGUGAUUGUCGUAUUAGUGUUUGCAGAGAUACAAAGGAUUUUUCAAAUCAACAAGGCCGUGGGAAAUUUCAAGUACAACGAGACAAAAUGUUGACAGCUCUACGUCCGGAUGGUUCUUUAUUGUUAUUUUGCGAAGUCGAAUUUCUUCCUCCUGGCAUAAAAUUAAAUGUGGAAAAAGAAGAUGAUGAAAUUGUGGAAGAAGCAAAUAUGGAUUCCUCCGUUUGGGUGCAGGAAUCGUUGAGAGAAAUGUGGCAGCAAGAGACUUUUACUGAUUGUAUUAUUCAGGUUGGAAGUGCACGAAUGAAUGCUCACAGAUGUAUUCUUGCACAACACAGCGUUGUUUUCCGUUCAAUGUUUGCGCAAAAGUCGAUGUUGGAGGCUCAAAAUGGGCAAAUUAGCAUAACAGAUUCUCGUCCUGAAUAUGUUCGUGCCAUGCUUCAAUUUAUUUACACGGGUUCAGUGGACAAAAGUGCUUUGGAAAAUUUUGCGGAAGGCAUUCUCGCUAUAGCUGAUAAAUAUGCUGCCUGUAUUAAAUACAUUUCUUCAAAUCACAAAACAUUUUUGAGAAGUCCUGAAUGGAAAGAAUUGAAAGCUGUUAGAGGACAACUUGCAAAUGAAUUGUUAGAAGCUGUGCUAGAUCAAAAUGGGAGUGAAGGGAUUGAUUUGAGUAGCAGUUUUGAAACUGGAGGGACUACAGAACCAAGUACUGGUGGAGGAGGUGCUGGUAGUACUGGUGGAAGUGGAGGUGGAGGAAGUACUGGUAGCAGUUUAAGUAUGAGUACCCCAGCAAAUCUUUACGGCGUUGGUGUCUUCUCGCCUAGCAGCAAUAUAUCUCGCAAUAAUUCUACUUCUGCUUUAGCCUCAUUUUCAUUAAAUACAAGUGGUGGAACUUCUACUUCAUCGUCAUUACCGUCAGUGUCUAAUUCUACAGCAGGUUCUCAAUUAUUUUUAAUUAAAAAAAAACUUUUUAAAGCCUCUUCCUCGCUACUUUAUGCUUCACAGCCUUCUCAAGUUUGUCCAACAUCAUCAUCAGCUCUUUCAACUCCAACAACUUCAUCUUCAACUACCAACGCCAACAACGUCGAAAACAAUGCAAGUACUAGCAGCUCUUCUUCAAAUCCCCAACCAACGCAACAAGCACAGGCUGAGGAGGAUUCUCGUGCACCUGUCAGAAAACGCCCGCGCAGAAAGAUUUGA